Molecule: messenger RNA, 4095 nt
Organism: Clonostachys solani
Lineage: Eukaryota; Fungi; Ascomycota; Sordariomycetes; Hypocreales; Bionectriaceae
Source: the annotation of a GenBank genome assembly
AUGGCAGGGAAGCGCGAUUCGUUCAUAUUCCUCUCGACCAAGAAAUGGAAGCAGAGACUUGGUUUUGGGCUCGACGAUGAUGAAAUACAAUCUAAAGUACUCGACGCUACGUUAGACAACAACGGAACCAAUGACCUCUCCAGUUUCAGCGAGGUCGUUGCUUUGACCAGUUCUGGGUCGGAGAAGGCGCUUAAAACAUUAGUGGCAGUCCAUAGGGUCAUCAUAAGUGAUGAAUGGCAUGUAGCAUUCAAAGGUUUGCAACUCCUCAAUUACCUACUUCACUAUGGCGGCGACGAGGUUUUACACUGGGUUCUUGAGCAUCUAAGAAGCUUAGAGGAAUUCGCACGAAAUCUGGAUGACCAACACCACAAACGAGUCCUUCAAGAACAGUUAAGGGCUAUCCGGUUACUCGUCGAGGACAAUUGGCAGCUUGAGAAGGAACGAGAAGAUGCCUUGCACAAUGAAUGGAUGUGGAAAGUCACCAGACCGCCUCCGGCACGCCCAGGUCCGGGGUACAUACUCCCAAACGCGAGUGUAGAUAUCCCAGACCCGACGCCAACUCCAACGUCAUCGACUCGCGUGAGUCCUUCGGGAAGCGUUUCUAGUUCAACCGCACCGCUCAACCUAGCGCCUCAGGAUAAACCAUCACCUGUCACUUGGGGUAUGGGAAUGAGCGUAGAAGGAGGAAGCCGCCAGCAAAAUCAGGGCGGGAUGGACAAGGCCGUUGGGUUUCCUACUGCGGACAGAGGCGGAAACUCAAGGACUCAGAGGAAAGACCUCCCAGUAACACUUCCAGAUCUGGUCACGGGCGGAUCUAGAGAAACACACCGCAAGAUGGUGAUAGUAUUAACCCUACAGGCCAUUCAUAUGCUGCUAGCAUGCCAGUCAAUCAUAGAAUUUCUCCAGAAGAACGGGGACAAAAUGUUGUUCUCUAGGGAGAGCGACGCCGAGCUGUGGAAGGUAUAUCUGAGCCGAGUUUCCAAGCGCGGCACUUUCAGUGUGAACCAAUGUCGAGAAGAACUUGCCCAAUACCUCCAAAACACCGAGAGAGAUCCAUCAGGGAAACUCAACCGAUUGGGUAGCUCAAUACUGGAGAAAGCCAUAAAGGAAAUGCAACAGCUAUCACCCUCUCUUGAAAACUUUGUCAAGUUCGGAGGUGUGUGCAUUUUUGCCGACGAUGCAUUGGGGCUCGCCUCUCAUCGCCUUUUCAGCGAACCAGGGAAAGAAAAAUUCGACUUUGUGGACGAGUGGGAGGUGCAAAUCAGCGAGAUUGCAGCAAGAAAUAGAGAUAGUAUUAUGGGCGAUAUGAAUGGGGAGGAGGAGCCGGACCUGCAAUUUCGACAAACCCACCUCGAUCUCGCGUUGGCGAUGAGAAAGAUUGCAGCGCAAUUUGUCGAAUUCGCGUGGACAUCAGGCUCCGGGUCCUCAGUGAAGUUCAAGGAGCUUUACACCUCAAAACCAUUCGCGUCAGAAGUGGCUGCCCUAACACAGACCCGCCAUGAAGGGCCAAAAGAAGAACCAAGCCUGGCUUUUCUCACUGCUUCUCAGGACUCGGAAUAUAAAGUGAGGUUCGUUGCUCUUGUGGAUGAGGGUUCACACGUUAUAUCUAGAGAACAGACCACAGCAGCUAUACGGAGAUUGAACAUCCAUCCACGCUCGGUAGCACAUAUCUGGGAAGCUGUCGGGGAUGUGACCUCGUCGAAUGAGCUCUACUAUCCAGAGUUUGCCUUGGCCAUGUAUCUUGGCAACGAACUGCGCGAGGGCAGGUCUAUACCGUUGAAGUUGCCGCCAACUAUCAAGAAGAAUGUUGAACACCAACUCAGACUCGUCAGGACGCACACUACCCUGAAGGGUUCGAAUAUGUGGGCUACUAAAUACCGGCAGAAGACGGAUGAUAAUAUACCCGAAAAGGGCCAGCAAGACGAAGCAGAGGAUGGAACAUUACCGAGGGCAAAUGAAGUCAAGCUGCCACGAGAAGCUGAAAAAGAGCGACGGGUUCAAGCCGACGAACAGCUCGAAUCGGAAGAAGCUUUUGUAGCAGAAGAACAAAGGCAGGUCGAACAGGAAGAAAACCAAGUCCUUGAAGCCGCAGCUAAGGCUGAAGCUGAAGAACAACGACAAGUUGAAGAGGAAAAACGACAAUUCGAAGAGGAAGAAGAAGGGGAAGAGGACCGACUCCUUGAAGCCGCACUUGAGGCGGAAGCUGAAAAACAUCGACAAAUCGAAGAGGAAAUGGGACAGUUCGAAGAGGAGGAGGAAGAGGACCGACUCCUUGAAGCCGCACUUGAAGCCGAAGCUGAAAAAUAUCGACAAGUCGAAGAGGAAAUGGGACAGUUCGAAGAGGAAGAGGAAGAGGACCGACUUCUUGAAGCCGCACUUGAAGCCGAAGCUGAAAAACAUCGACAAGUCGAAGAGGAAAUGGAACAGUUCGAAGAGGAAGAAGAAGAGGAAGAAGACAGAUUCCUUAAAGCCGCAGCUGAGGCUGAAGCUGAAGAACGACGACAACAAGCAGCGGAGGGACAACAGCAACCAGCCGACGCCCAACAGAAACGAAAGAUGGAAAUCCAACGGAAACAAGAGGCCAAGUCGGGAGAUCAAGAGGGUUGUGAUGGGUCAACUGGUGAAAAGUCAUCCGAUACCGUGGAGAAUCUUGUGAUGGCGGGGGAAGAAACCGAAAGACAUAUCGCCGUAAGCACUGUCGAGGGGAAUAAUCCACAACUCGUAGAUAUUUCAGCACAAUCUGAGCGGCCGAAAACUUUCGACGGUCACGAUGAGGAUUCCCGGAAACAAACGUUGACUAGGGGAAGAGAAACCCCUACGCCUUUGACGGGAGAGGGCAUAGCAACAGGCACACAGAUGCCCCAACACCGGCAGACGGAGUUUUUAGGGUUUCCAAACGAUAGACAUCAAACACCCUCCCCACAGCUAAGAGUACAACGACAACAUACGCCGAGUUCAGAUCUAAGCAGCCUCAGCAGCAGUAGGAUCAUUUCUGACCUCGUUCGCGACUCGAAGCUCGAGACGGCCUUCGCGCCUAAUGGCCAAGUCGUUCAUGUGUCGUACGCGACAAAUCCCCGAAUGCGCCGACACCGUGUGCGCAAGGAAGAAAUAUGGGAAAGACAGAGUGAGUUAGGGAGCGGUGCCUUUGGGCGAGUGUGGCUAGAGAAGUGCGCGAAAGGAGAUGACAUUGGGAAACUUCGUGCUGUCAAAGAAAUAACUAAGCUCCAGCGCCAAAGCAGGAGCAGCGAGAUCGAUUACAACAGAGAGUUGGAGGCCAUUGCUAAGUUCUCCCAUAAGAAGUAUGUCCAUUGCUUUGUGCAGUCAUUUGGGUGGUUUGAGAGCGAGGAAGCGAUCUUCAUCGCGAUGGAGUACUUGGAACAUGGCGAUCUCCAAAGUCACUUAGACAGACCAUUUCCCGAAGAUGAAGUGAGGGACAUUGUAUUCCAACUUCUCGAGGGUCUGAGUUUCAUGCACGAGAAUGGAUUCGCUCACCGUGAUUUAAAGCCAGCCAACAUUCUCGUCUCCGAGCACUCGCCAAAUUGGUGGGUCAAGAUAAGUGAUUUUGGGAUUUCCAAGAGAGCCGAGGAGGAGGCCACUGCGUUCCGCACACUCGUGGGAACUCGCGGAUACAUUGCCCCUGAAGUCAUCGGUAUUUAUUGCCCAGAGGACAUUGAUACGAUUGCGGAUUCAUCAAGUCUGUACACUGUGGCUGUUGACCUGUGGGCGCUGGGGGCUAUAAUGUUUAAAAUGCUCACACAUGAAACCAUUUUUGCCGAGCCUCUUGAGUUGGCGAGAUAUGUCACCGCCAGACGGCCCUUCCCCAGAGCUCUGGUCUCGGAGAAAGGGGCUAGUGAGGCGUGUGUGAGAUUCCUCGAACAAGCAAUGGCGCACUCACCAACAUCCCGUCCGUCCUCCUCCCAAGCUUUGGCACAUGAAUGGUUGGCAGAUUUAUCCAAUUUGGCAGACUCUUCAGAGGAAUUCCCCGAUACGGUGUCCACCUCCACAGGACUCUCCACGGGACUCUCCACAGGGCAAUUCACGUCCGUUGCAGGCGAGUCCACUGCUAGUGCAGCGUGGCCGUCAACCUUCUCAUAA